Molecule: messenger RNA, 426 nt
Organism: Oikopleura dioica
Lineage: Eukaryota; Metazoa; Chordata; Appendicularia; Copelata; Oikopleuridae
Source: the annotation of a GenBank genome assembly
AUGACGGGACUUUUGGCUAGUUUCGCGUACUUGAGCGCUGUUAGGUUCAAUUCAGAUGUUUUCGUUGUUGAUGUCAGAACUCCAGUAGAGGUCAGUGCUGGCUACAUCGAAUCCGCGUGGGGAGCAAAUGUCCCUUUAUCCGUAAUUUGGCGAAGCUUUAAACUCCCUGCUGAUGAGUUCGAAUCACGAUUUGGAGCUAGAAAGCCCUCCCUCUCAGAUGAAAUAAUUGUCACUUGUCGAUCAGGAGGAAGAAGCACCGUCGCGCAAAAGAUUCUCGAGGAACUCGGAUACACGAAUGUUUUGAACUUCAAGACGGAAGACGGCAAAAACGGCGGGUACAAUUACUGGCUGGCCGAAAGCGCAGCCGCCAAAGCUCACAGCGAUUGGCAGGCAAAUCCAGAAGUUGCGACGAUUUCCGGAAACUAA